Messenger RNA from Micromonas pusilla CCMP1545, 435 nucleotides. RefSeq lists its product as uncharacterized. Lineage: Eukaryota; Viridiplantae; Chlorophyta; Mamiellophyceae; Mamiellales; Mamiellaceae. The record is from RefSeq and is a predicted model, not a curated record. The annotation marks the transcript as partial. The transcript has a single exon.
UCAGUCGGCGCAGUUGGUUCUGCUUUGACUGAUCUUAGUGGAAACUUAAUCUUCAUGUGUGCGUUUUGGUCGUGGUUAACUGCACAAUUGAUGAAGUAUUUCACCGCAUUUUACAGAGAGAACGCUUGGGACUGGCGCGUCAUGUUUGACUCGGGAGGAAUGCCAUCCUCACAUACAGCUCUCGUUGUUGGUUUAACAACUGCCAUCGCAUACCAGUAUGGACUAGGAUCAGCUUUGUUUCCUCUCAGUCUGGCUUUCAGUCUUAUUGUCAUGUAUGAUGCAGCCGGUGUCCGUCGCCAUGCAGGCAAGCAGGCCGAGGUGCUGAAUAAAAUUCUCGAUGAUAUGUUUCAUGGGCAACCCAUCAGUGAUCGGAAGUUGAAAGAGGUUCUUGGCCACUCGCCUCUGCAGGUCCUCGCAGGUGCUGUACUUGGUGUU